Molecule: messenger RNA, 1502 nt
Organism: Nicotiana tabacum (common tobacco)
Lineage: Eukaryota; Viridiplantae; Streptophyta; Magnoliopsida; Solanales; Solanaceae
Source: RefSeq, a predicted model, not a curated record
UAUAUGGGAAUUUCUUUUUCAAAUAAUACUCUAUUCUUGGUUUACUUUUACUGUUUAGAUUAAGAAUUAUAGUCCUCACUUAUUGUACUCCUAAUGUUUUACGAUAACAACAAUCCCAAAACUGACUUUUGGGGAUGAUACUGUGUAUAUAGAUUUUACUUCUACUUCAAAAAGAUUAUUUUGAUAGAUUUUCAGACUCAAAAAAAAAAAAAAAAAGGCGGGGCAACAAGCAGUAAUAACAUAAGAAAACCGUAGCAAACACUAGGCAGUAAUAGCAAUUUAAGAAUAAGAAAUAUGUCAUACUAACACGUCGACUAGCUACUAACUUUCUAUCUUAAUUCUUGACCUUCACGCACCGCCUUUGUUUUACACUAAUAUUUAAAUGGGAUAUUUGGAGUCUAUGUUUACAAACUUUCUUAAAAUAAUUGAGGUGCCAUUUGGCGGACCUUCAAAUAGCAAACAUGUUUCAAUUGCUUGACUUAGGGACAUCCUGCAAAACGUUGUCAUUGAACUAAUUCUUUAGUGAAAACAACUUGAUGGCUGCUUCAGAAUAAUUAAUUAAAUUAAAGAAACUGUGGUGUGUGAACACCUUUUUUUUUCUUUUGUGGAGAAAAUAGAACAAUGGAAACUUAUCAGAAAGUAUGUGAUAAACCUAUAUGUGUUGCAUCUUUGCUUCUUCCUAUUUUUGUUUUGUUCUGUUAUUCUCUUUUUCCAUGUCCACAAUGUGCCAAUGAUUAUUCAAAAUUAGUACCUUGGUAGGUAGAAUUCUCAAGUCUUCAGCUUUUAAAAUUAAAAAAAAAAUCAAAACCAAGAAAAAGUGACUGUCCACAUCUAGGAAAUUUCAUAAAAAAAUAAACAAUUUGUUUUGAUUUUGAUAUAGUAGUACUCCCUACUAUGUAUCAAACUUUAUUGUUUCCAGUGUGCAAUAGUUGACUUCAACAAAUUAUCAGGAAGUAUUCAACAAAUUAAUGAGCACCACUUGAUAUAGUUAGCAGUAGUAGUCAAGUUUGUCUAUCAUUUUUGAGUGCCAACUUUCUGCAAAUUUCUUCAUUCACAAAUCUUGAAAGUUCUUUGCAGAAGUUGGGAGAGAUAUGGCUACAGUUUAUGCUGCAGUAACUUCUCUGAUGGGAACAAUACAACUGAUUUCACAAUCCACCUCAGACCUUCAGGAGGAUCACAAAGAACACUUGAAAUUACUCUACGACAAGGUCAAAGAUGUAGCACAUAAAGUAGAAGAUGAAGUUGAAUCACACAUUUGGAGAGGAAACCAUAAGACGCUUCUUAAAAUCUUGCAACGAGUGUUCCACCUUCCAACAAAGGCACAUGAGAGGCUUCUUAUGAUCUUGCAACGGGCUAUAGAAGAAGUUGAUUCUGUCAAGGAAGAGCUCAACAAGCUGAAGGAUAAUAAUAAUAAUAAUAAUAAUAAUAAUAAUAUGCGAGCUGGAAAUUUUUCACUUGGUGGUUCUAGUUCACCACGAUUGCAGGCNCAAUGCGUUUCCUGA